This is a messenger RNA of Rana temporaria (common frog), 2419 nucleotides long. It is a transcript of the gene RARG, whose product is annotated as retinoic acid receptor gamma. The transcript has 9 exons. Gene Ontology annotation, cellular component: nucleus; transcription regulator complex. The record is from RefSeq and is a predicted model, not a curated record. Gene Ontology annotation, biological process: retinoic acid receptor signaling pathway; regulation of transcription by RNA polymerase II; cellular response to corticotropin-releasing hormone stimulus. The coding region runs from base 420 to 1775 and encodes 451 amino acids. Gene Ontology annotation, molecular function: zinc ion binding; nuclear glucocorticoid receptor binding; nuclear receptor activity. NCBI's taxonomy places the organism in Eukaryota, Metazoa, Chordata, Amphibia, Anura, Ranidae.
AAUGUCUCCCUGUAAUGUGUCUUCCUCUCGCGCCGUGUCUUGUUGCUCUUGCAGACGUAGGGUGACGUCGGGGGUAGGUAGCUAUCAGGAUACACUGGGAUUGCUUUGCAUUGUUAGGCAGAUUUUAGAACAGGUAAAGAAUGAAGUUAGUUGUGGAGGAAGCAGAGAGUUGAAAGGCUGUUGUGAAAGGCGGCCCGUCCCAUCUCAGCCUCUAGUCACUCCCACAGCCCCAAGGCAGUUUGGCUAUUUGCAAAAGGUAUGCCACAAAGCAGGCUGUGCUAGAGGAGGAGGGAGAGACACAGAGGCACAGGGAGAGAGAGGGAAAGCACAGGUCAAGAGGUGGCAAUCUCUGCUCAUAGCAUUGCCCACUGUGCCAGCUCCAGCAAGUGCCCUGUGCACCCCUCAAGCCCACAGACACAAUGUAUGACUGCGUGGAAGCCUUCCCUCUCAUGCCUCGGCCACUCUAUGACAUGAGUCCCCAAGGCGCCUGCAUGCUGAGGAAAGCUGGCUGCUUCGGAGGACUGGACCCUUUCGGGUGGAUGCAGACCCACAGCUUACAAUCCGUCGAAACCCAGAGCACCAGCUCAGAAGAGAUGGUCCCCAGCUCUCCAUCACCUCCUCCUCCACCACGUGUUUACAAACCCUGCUUCGUGUGCAAUGACAAGUCCUCUGGCUAUCACUAUGGAGUCAGCUCCUGCGAAGGCUGCAAGGGUUUCUUCCGUCGCAGCAUACAGAAGAACAUGGUCUACACUUGUCAUCGUGAUAAGAACUGCCAAAUCAACAAGGUGACACGGAAUCGCUGCCAGUUUUGCCGACUACAGAAAUGUUUCCAGGUUGGCAUGUCAAAAGAAGGUCCAUGCAGCUGGGGGAGUGGUAUAGCGGUGCGAAAUGACAGGAACAAAAAGAAGAAAGAGGUGAAAGAAGAGGUGGUGGUAUCAGACAACUAUGAAAUGCCUCCUGAGAUGGAAGAGCUUAUUCAGAAAGUCAGCAAAGCUCACCAGGAAACCUUCCCUUCUCUCUGCCAGCUUGGCAAAUACACUACGAAUUCCAGUGCUGAUCAUCGGGUACAACUGGACCUCGGUCUGUGGGACAAGUUCAGUGAACUCGCCACUAAAUGCAUCAUCAAGAUAGUGGAAUUUGCCAAACGCUUGCCAGGCUUCACCACGCUGACCAUUGCUGAUCAAAUCACCCUGUUAAAGGCAGCAUGCCUUGACAUCCUGAUGCUGCGGAUUUGCACACGUUACACCCCAGAACAGGACACCAUGACCUUUUCAGAUGGACUGACCUUGAACCGGACUCAGAUGCACAAUGCCGGUUUUGGUCCCCUUACAGACUUGGUGUUUGCCUUUGCUGGUCAGCUGCUCCCAUUGGAAAUGGAUGACACAGAGACAGGACUCUUGAGCGCCAUCUGCCUAAUCUGUGGAGAUCGGGCGGAAUUGGAAGAACCAGAAAAGGUAGAAAAGCUUCAGGAGCCAUUAUUGGAGGCGCUUAAAUUUUAUGCUCGAAGACGACGACCUAACAAACCCUACAUGUUCCCACGCAUGCUUAUGAAGAUCACUGACCUGCGUGGUAUCAGUACCAAAGGUGCAGAGCGGGCAAUCACAUUAAAGAUGGAGAUCCCAGGACCAAUGCCUCCGCUGAUCCGUGAGAUGCUGGAGAACCCAGAAGCCUUUGAAGAUGGUGCUGACACUCCUAAACCCAGCGAACCUCCGUCCAGCAAUAGCAGUGAGGGCAGUCCUACGGAGGAAGACAGCAGUGGUUCCAAGACCCCUUAGCCAUGCUACACAAGCAGGGAAGGAUGCCCUGCACCUUGAACUUUCUCCAAGAGCCAUUUUGGCUUCACCCUCUGUUAUAUGAGGCAUUCCAGGGUGAGCCAGUCAAGCAGGGUGCCCUGCCUUGCUUGGUGCUCAAUACUGCUCUUAUUUACUGAUGCAAAAAAGCCUUACUCACUGAGAGGACUGGGAUGGGACUUCUAUUACAAUCAGUAAUGCUCCCAACACAUCAUAGGGGACCUCAGAUAUGGGCACUGCAAUUUUUCCCCAAAUAAACAAUAUGUAAUGGAGCGAAUGAUGCUUGAAAGUGAACUGGAAUAUUUCCAGGAGCCCACUCUGCUCGCUCAGUAUUUUGCCAAAGAUUCUUAUGACCAUUGAUCCUAUGCAGAAGAGACUGUUAGACCGGAGUGCAAGCUGGUGUGUUCAGCAGUAUCAGCACAAGAGAGAACAACUUUACUCCGUGGGUCAGAAGCACAUUGCUCUGUGUGUACAUAUGCAUAUACUUAUAUAUACAAGCACACAUAUAUAUACAUAUAUGGAUGUGCGUCAUUAAAUAUAUUUGCUAUUGCAAUGUUUUUAUGCUUACAUUUUUUUCAUUGGCUAAACGAGGUCAUAUGACUACAAAUAAAGCCUGUUAUACUUAUAAA